This is a messenger RNA of Oryza sativa Japonica Group (Japanese rice), 4857 nucleotides long. RefSeq lists its product as uncharacterized. The record is from RefSeq and is a predicted model, not a curated record. Gene Ontology annotation, molecular function: rRNA N-glycosylase activity. Lineage: Eukaryota; Viridiplantae; Streptophyta; Magnoliopsida; Poales; Poaceae. Gene Ontology annotation, biological process: negative regulation of translation.
AUGAAAAAAAUUGCUGAGAAUUAUGAUACACGUGUCGAGGAUAUCAUAAAAGCUAUGAGAAAGGACACUGAUGUGAAGUUCACCUUUGUUGUGGAUGGAAAGAAAAUGAUUGUCCCAGUAACUCCAGCUCAAAAUUUAACUGAUGUUAAUGGAAUAUACAUCAUAGAAAUUACAGAUGGUAACUUGAGGCUCUGUUUAGUAGCUGAUAAGUAUCAGAAUUGGUUCAGAGGAUUUAUUACUGAUAAAGGGAACAGAUUUGAGAUUGAUCACGACACUCUUCCAAACAUAAUGAAGAACUCUCAGUCACUUCAUACCAACGGGAUGUAUCCUAGUUUACUUGGAUGCGAAGUGUCAGAGCUGAAGAUUGGGUACCAUCAACUUCUUGCAGCAUUCCAUACUUUGGCUAGAUAUGGUGAGGGUAGGAGAGAUCUGAAGAAAGCUAAAGAAGCGGUCGCCAUUUUCCUUAUCCUGCUCUUUGAAGGCCCUCGGCUUCUACCUGUGGAACAAAAAAUGAUGAAUUCGUUGACCCAAAAUCUGGUGGCAGUGGUUGGAACUGAUAAGGAGUUGAUAAACAAUUGGUGUGGCAUGAGCAGGAACUUCUAUGAUGAGAACGGUUAUGAGAUGGAGGUGAUUAUCUCAGAAGAAACCUCAGAGAUAGUGAAGAAUGCUGUGAAAACUUUUGGGAUCAUGUGCCGGUCAAGGUGGGAUGAAUGGAUAUCGCCGUUGUUGGCCGAUGGGAUCGCGGCCUCCUACGCCGAGCCGACUGGUCUCUUCUUCAACGAGCUCGACGCCCUGGCCGCGGAGUUUGGUCCGGCUGUGCCUUCGCCGCCCAGGGUAUCGCCUGUGCCGCCGUCCGCCUCCGGUGCAGGCACUUCUCUGCCGAGGACUGCCUGCACACCGCCUACUGGUGGGGAGUGGCUGAGGCCUGAGUCGCCGCUUCCUCAGCAGGCUCCAACUUUGGUGGUUGAUGUGCCUGACGGCGUCCUCUACGAUGUGCCGAUGGUUGUCCUUGACCUCGAUGGCCGCCCACUGGCGCACUCGCUUCCAUCUUCUGUGGCAGACAACGCCGCUCUUCGCGCCUUCCUCACCAGCUGCUCCAGGCCUCUCCCUCCUGCGCUCCUAUCGCCGCCUUUGCCGCUGCCGCCUCUCGCUGCCAAGGCGGUGGGAGUUGUGCCGAAGCGCAGUGAGCGUAUCGCUGCUAAGAUGGCACUUGAGGCGCUUGAGGGGCCGAUCCACGCAGUGUCGCGCGCCCAGCGCAACCUGAUGCGGAAGCUCGGCCUAGUUCCGGAGAGGGGCCCGGUCACGGCCGAGGCGGUCGCGGCUUACAACGCCCUCUUCUCCAAGCCACUUUCCCAGGAGCACAUCAUCGCGCUCUCCUCGCUCUUCUCUAGCUCCUUGCCCCCGGCCAAGGCUGCGGAGGAGUUGGUCGAGACUAUUAUGGAUGUAAUCCCCUCUCGUACUAUUCUGGAAAUGCUAGGCCUCGACUUUGAUUAUUCUUUCUUGCCUGCGGUCGGUCGGAGUGGGGGGGUGUUGCUUGCCUGGCGGACGACCGUCUGGUCUGUCUCAGAUGUUCACCUUGCGGAAUUCUCUCUUACCGCGUUGGUUCGACACUCUUCUGAUGUCGCCCCCUGGUGGCUCUCCGUCGUCUAUGGGCCACAGGAGGAGCCGGACAAGCUUCGUUUCUUAGAUGAGCUUCGUUCGCUGCGCUCCUCUCGCACGGGGCCGUGGGCCGUCGUAGGCGAUUUCAACCUCAUUCUCGAAGCUCAGGAUAAAAACAACCUUAAUCUCAAUCGUCGUAUGAUGGGUCGUUUUCGUCGGCUCGUCGACGAGUUGGAACUCCGGGAGCUGCCGCUUCACGGACGUCGCUUCACUUGGAGCAAUGAGCGUGAGUCGCCCACGCUUGUUAAGCUCGACCGCGUUCUCUUCUCCGCGGAUUGGGAGGAGCUUUUCCCCUCUUGCCUCCUCCAAGCGGCCUCUUCUAUCGCCUCUGAUCACUGUGCUCUUCUCCUUCAUACCUGCGUCACCUCCCCGAAAGCGCUUCGUUUUCGUUUUGAGGCCUUUUGGCCCAAGUUCGACGGCUUUCUUCAAGUCGUGCAGGACGCCUGGCAUCCCCCUGCCAACCUACCCCCUCUUGCCGCUCUUGCCUGGUGCUUCUCUACCACGGCCAAGCGCUUACAGAGCUGGAGUGACCGUCACAUUGGCAGUGUUCGUCUACAGCUUCAGAUGGCGAAGGAACUUGUCUUCCGGCUUGAUGUUGCGCAGGAGAGUCGGUCUCUUUCCUCCUUGGAGACCUGGCUGCGGCGAGAUUUAAAGUUGAAGUGUCUUGGUCUUGCCUCGCUUGAGCGUACUAUCGCGCGUCAGCGUUCGCGUUUGGUCUGGCUUAAGGAGGGUGACGCCAAUACCAAGUUCUUCCACCUGCACGCCAGAGCUCGUAGGCGGAAGAACUUCAUCACACGCCUUUGUGAUGGUGACCAGCUUGCCGUCUCCCAUGAUGCGCUGCAAGAGCUUGCCUCCUCUCACUUUUGCGCCAUCUUGGGGACGAGCGUCGAGCGUGAACUCGCCCUAGACCUCCACUCUCUUGGCCUCCGCCCUGCGCAGCUUGAGGGGCUGGACUGUCCCUUCACAGAGGAUGAGGUCUGGGCGGUGAUCAAGUCCUUGCCCUCUGAUAAGGCGCCCGGUCCUGACGAUUUUACGGGCCGUUUCUACAAGUCUUGCUGGCCGGUGAUCAAGGUCGAAAUUCUGGCGGCUCUUAACUCCUUGUUCCUGACCAACGGCCAAGGUUUCGCUUCCCUCAACGACGCCCUAAUCUCCCUCUUGCCGAAGAAGGACGAGGCUGUUGACGUUAAGGAUUUCAGGCCGAUUAGCCUUAUUCACAGCUUUGGGAAGCUGUUCUCCAAGAUCUUGGCCUCUCGUCUCUCCCCUCGCCUGGACGAGCUUGUGGCGCCUAAUCAGAGCGCUUUCAUCAAGGGCCGCUCUCUCCAUGACAACUUCCGCUAUGUCCAGCUUGCGGCAAGGGCGCUCCACGCCAAACGCGUUCCCCGACUUCUUCUCAAGGUGGAUAUCGCGAAGGCCUUUGACACGGUCAGCUGGCCUUUCUUGCUUGAGGUGCUAGCCCAGCUUGGCUUCAGUCAACGUUGGCGUGAUUGGAUCUCCCUCAUUCUCAGUGCCUCCUCUUCCCGGGUGCUGGUUAAUGGGGUGCCAGGUCCACGGUUCCCCCAUCGGAGAGGUCUUCGCCAAGGAGAUCCUCUUUCCCCCAUGCUUUUCAUUCUAGUCAUGGAUGUGCUCAAUGCGAUGCUCCGCAAAGCCUCUGACUCGGGUGGUUUUCUUCCCCUCAAUGAUCAUGCUAUUCGACAUCGUGCAUCCCUCUACGCCGAUGAUCUAGUUCUCUUCCUUUCCCCCGUUCGGCAAGACCUUGAGUUCAUCCAAGGCAUCCUCUCUGUCUUCGGUGCCGCUUCCGGGCUUCGGACCAACUUCACCAAGUGCUCGAUUACUCCGAUCCGCUGCUCGGUUCUUGACCUGGAGCUGGUUCAGUCCUCUUUUCCUUGCUCGAUCUCGGAGUUUCCCUGCACCUACCUCGGCAUUCCACUGUCAGUUCGCAAGCUGCCAAAAGCGGCCCUGCAGCCGCUUGUGGAUAAAGUCUCCCAUCGGCUCCCCCCCUGGAAGGGCCGUCUAACCACUCUGGCGGGUCGCUCGGUUCUAGUCCAGUCGGUUCUCUCUUCCAUCCCGGUCCAUGUUUCUAUGGCGAUCGGCUUGCCAAGCUGGGUUAUCAAAGCCAUUGACAAGAAGCGUCGCGCCUUCUUGUGGACAGGUACGGACUCGGCCAAUGGGGGACAGUGCCGGGUGUCCUGGACGAGGGUUUGUCGUCCUAGGGAUCUCGGUGGACUGGGCAUUCCAGAUCUCCGGGUGGCUGGUUUUGCCUUGAGAGUUCGCUGGCUCUGGCUUCAGCGCUCAGGACACCCCUACUGGUCUGAUCUGAAGGCCCCUGUUGAGCGGAGCGUCUCCGAUAUGUUCACAACAUCCACCUUCUCUAUCCUGGGAGAUGGUCAGUCCACGCUCUUCUGGACUGAUCGGUGGAUCGAUGGUCGCUCGAUAGCUUCUAUAGCUCCUGACCUCCUCCACGUCGUGCCUCCACGCUUCCGGGGAUCGCACACAGUUGCUGCUGGGUUAGCGAACAACUCCUGGGUUGGUGACAUACGUGGCGCCCUCACUGUCCCGGUCAUCUCUCAGUUCCUGUUAGUCUGGGACGCGGUGGUUCCUACCCAGCUCUCGCCGGGUGUUGAGGAUCACCUCGUCUGGUGUUGGACGGGUGACCAGUGCUACUCAGCGCAAUCGGCGUAUCAGGCGUUCUUCCUUGGCCAGCACUCUUUUGCCUGUGCCGACUUACUCUGGCACGCGAAGGGCCCUGCUAAAUGCAAGUUCUUCCUUUGGUUUGCAUUUCAGCAGCGCUGCUGGACUGCCGAUCUUCUCCAAAAGUGUGGUAUCGAUAGCCACUCUGCUUGCCCCUUUUGCGCUCAGGAGCUUGAGACAGCGAACCACAUCCUCAUCGAUUGCGUGUUCGCUCGGCAGGUCUGGCUCCGUGUGUUGUCCCCUCCUGGCUGGGCUGCCCUCUCUCCCCCUCAUGGCAGCUGGCUCCAGGAUUGGUGGUCAUCCUCCAGGGUAUGUUUACCUGAGCACCUUCGCAGCAGCUUCGACUCCUUGGUACUCCUAGUCUCCUGGCAGCUGUGGAAGGAACGAAACUCCAGGGUUUUCGACUCUGCGCUCGCUUCGGUCGCAGUGGUUCUAGAGUCCUUCCGCUCGGAGGGCCAGCUGUGGUCUUUAGCCGGUGUUGCUUGUUUUGGGGAUUUCUUGGGAGUGUAG